AUGAAUCAAAACGAAGUCAAGGAGUCUGAGGCUCUUCAUCUCGAGGAAGCGCAAUCCCGAGAUGCAAAAGACGCCCAGCACGUCCAUGUGCUGUCUGCAGACCAGGCGUCUAUUCGCCGAAAGUUUGAUCGUCGCAUUUUGCCCAUAGUCUGCAUACUUUAUAUAUUAUCUUAUCUAGACCGAGGAAACAUCGGAAACGCCAAGACAGCAGGUAUAGACACAGCACUCGGGCUCAACGACAAGCAAUGGUCCUGGGUGUUGUACUCAUUCUACAUAUGCUACAUUGUAUUUGAGUGGACCACGGUCUUGUGGAAGAUCCUUCCGGCUCACAUUUAUGUUGCUGUUCUUUGUAUCUGCUGGGGAGCCGCCGCCAUGUGCAGUGGUGCAGUCACCAAUUUGGCGGAACUCAUUGUCUGCCGCUGUCUGUUGGGUAUAUUCGAGGCGGCGUUUGGAGCAGGCGCACCCUACUUCCUAUCGUUAUUCUACCAGAGAGGGGAGCUUGGAUUCCGUGUCUCCAUGCUGCUGGGAAUGUCACCGGUGGCAAACUGCUUUGCAAGUGCACUGGCCUUUGGUAUCACUCAUAUCCGUAAUUCAAUUGCACCGUGGCGACUUUUAUUUAUUAUUGAAGGAGCGCCAACAGUCCUUUUCUCCAUUAUUGUCUUCUUCUUUCUCGCGGACUCCCCCGGAACCGCCAAAUUCCUUACUGAAACCGAACAAACCCAAGCUGUCGAGCGCCUCCAAACCGUCGAUCAGACUGCUAAAAAUCGGAUGGAAUGGAAACAGGUCCUCCAAGGACUGGCAGACUACAAGAACUACGUCCACAUGACAAUCCACUUCUGCUGCAACUACUCAUUCGCAGGCCUCUCCAACUUCCUUCCGACUAUUAUCGAAGAAAUGGGCUACACGUCCGUCAACGCACAGGGACUGUCGGCGCCUCCAUACUUCGGGUCAUUCCUCCUCUGCAUCGUAGCGGCCCUUAUAUCUGAUCGAUGGGGAUAUAGGGGAUUAGUCAUCACUGUCUCUGCGGUGGUCGGAAUGGUUGGAUAUCUCAUUCUCGCCGCGGUGGAGGAUGAGCACAAAACAGGGGUGAGAUAUUUCGGAGUGUGGCUGGCGACCUGCGGAGUGUUUCCUGCCUUGUCCAUUAAUAUCACUUGGCUGUUGAAUAACCAGGGAGGAGAUUCGAAAAAGGGCGCUGGGAUGGCUAUAUUGGCGGUCUUUGGCCAAUGCUCGAGUUUUGUGAGUAGUUCGGCUUUUCCGGAUUCUGAAGGACCGUUCUACGUUAGAGGGUGUGCCAUAGGGUGCGCAUUGACUGGUCUGAUCGCAGUGCUGGCAUUAGGGUUGUAUCUGAAAUUGAGCCACGAGAAUAGGCGACGUGAUCGAGUGUACGGGAAGGUAGAUCCGGAUGUCCGCGUAGAUGUUACGAGGGAUGGCGACAAUCACCCACAGUUCCGGUACUUGACUUAG
Aspergillus caelatus is the source of this 1464-nucleotide messenger RNA. Its product is annotated as major facilitator superfamily domain-containing protein. Gene Ontology annotation, molecular function: transmembrane transporter activity. Gene Ontology annotation, cellular component: membrane. Gene Ontology annotation, biological process: transmembrane transport. The record is from RefSeq and is a predicted model, not a curated record. The transcript has 6 exons. NCBI's taxonomy places the organism in Eukaryota, Fungi, Ascomycota, Eurotiomycetes, Eurotiales, Aspergillaceae. Bases 1 to 1464 code for a protein of 487 amino acids.